Molecule: messenger RNA, 492 nt
Organism: Morchella importuna
Lineage: Eukaryota; Fungi; Ascomycota; Pezizomycetes; Pezizales; Morchellaceae
Exons: 4
Coding region: 1-492 (163 amino acids)
Molecular function (GO): zinc ion binding; carbonate dehydratase activity
Source: RefSeq, a predicted model, not a curated record
AUGGAGUCCGAAUCCCCGUUUAGCAGAAAGGCUAUCGAAGAAGACCUCCACUGCCCCAUCCCAAAGAAAAGUCUUGCCAUAGUGACAUGCAUGGACGCCUGGAUCCAUCCACGCGAUGCAUUUGACGUUGAGCUCGGCGACGCACACGUGAUCCGUAACGCCGGGGGAAGCGCAAGAGAGGCGCUGAGGAGCAUAAUCAUCUCGCAGCAGUUUCUGGAUACUAGAGUGAUUAUGGUGGUCAAGCAUACGGAAUGUGGUAUGAUGGGACUCACAAACGAGGACGCACAUGCUAAAAUCAAAAAUAAUCUCGGUGUAUCCGCUGAUCAUAUUGACUUUAUGGGAUUCGAAGAGUUGGAGCAAUCGGUCAGGGACGAUGUCGCUUGGCUCAAGGAGCAGGACCUCAUACAUCCGGAAUCGAAAGAAAAGAUCAAAGGCUAUAUAUUCCACGUCAAUAGGGACCCAGCAUUGAGAAAGCUAGUACCCGUAGUGUAG